UUACCUCUUUAUCUUGAUUCUCUUCGCUUCCAUCCACCGAAACACCAAUCUACCCACGAGAAGCGCCGUCGUUUAGUUCCCGCCGGUGGCAUGAAGGAGAUCUUUCAAUCUGGCCAAGAUUCUGCAACGUUGACUAUGGAGGCAGAUUCUCUUAUUCAAAAUCCCAAAAAGCGGAAACUGAAUGAAGAACAAGGCAUUGAUGGAAACUACAAAUGCUUUGGUAACUUACACGAGGUGUUUCUUCGACACAUUCUUUCCUUUCUUCCCAUAAAGGAUGCUGUAAGGACAAGUGUACUUUCGAGAAGGUGGGAAUUCCUUUGGACUUCUAAUCCCAAUCUUAAUUUUGGAGAACCUAUGCCUGCUAAGAGAACACUUCUGAUGAAUUUUGUGGAAAGAGUGCUUUAUCUUCGGGACUCACCUGAUAUAAAAGAAUUCGUUCUCGAUUUUGAUGUGCAAAGUGAUGCAUGUCGUGUCAAGUCAUGGAUCACUGCUGCAGUAAGGCGUAAUGUUCAAAUUUUGAAUAUCCGCCUUUGGGACUUGAGAGGACAAUUUUCAUUGCCUCGAUGUGUGUUUACUUGUGACACACUGACAAGCUUUUUCCUUGACAUGCGGUGUAUCCUCAAGGUUCCUCCUCUAAUCUGUUUCUCAAAUCUAAAGGUCUUGAGUAUCGAAAAUGUUACAUUUUCGGAUGAUUACACAACCCAGCAGCUUCUUUCUGGUUUGCCAGUCCUUGAGAGUUUGUAUUUUAAAAAAUGUAGAUGGGGGUGUCGCAAAGUUCUGAGUAUUUCUGCCCCCAAGCUUCGAUAUCUAAACAUAAUUGAAGAUGAUAUGCAGAAUCCGAGUGAUUGUCAGUUUAUGAUUUUUGGAGCAACUCUCAAAGUUUUUGUUUAUACUGGCGAACUCUUCAAUGAAUAUUGCUUAUGUGACUCAUUAUCACUAGAAAGCGUAGAUAUUGAAGCUGCUUGCGAUGUUGAGUGGCCAAGUGAUGAGAGGGCAAGACAAGUUGCUUACCGCAUAUUUAAGGUGCUUAUAGCGAUCCCUAAUGUAAAAGACCUAAAACUUUACGGUAAUGCAUAUGAGGCUUUAGCACAUGCAGCAGAACUCCUACCUAAGAUGCCUAUCUUCAAUAAUCUGUGGUAUUUGAAACUGGGGUCAUUAGAUCUUGAAUGUGCAGCACUAUUGAAGAUAUUGCAAAAUUCUCCGUGUCUUGAGACUCUGAAAAUUCUGCAGAUUGAUCCGAUUUCUGAUCGUGAGAAAGCUGAUAUAAUAUUGGAUCCAAUGCCUUCUUGUUUCUUGUCUCAUCUCACACGCAUUAAAGUUUAUAGUUAUGAUGGAAAGAAUGACCUGUACGCUGUAAAGAUUUUACUCAAGAAGGCAAUUGCUUUGGACGAAAUGGUUAUAUGUUUUGAAGAGUCUCUUGAAGAGAACUUAGAGAUGCAAGAUUAUCUCUACAAACAGUUGAUAAAGCUCCCUAAAGGAUCACAUAAUUGUGAAAUCGUUUUUAAAUGAGCUUUCUUGAACUCUUGCUCUAAAAAAAAAA
Alnus glutinosa is the source of this 1540-nucleotide messenger RNA. Its product is annotated as F-box/LRR-repeat protein At3g26922-like. The coding region runs from base 91 to 1509 and encodes 472 amino acids. The transcript has 4 exons. Gene Ontology annotation, molecular function: protein binding. Lineage: Eukaryota; Viridiplantae; Streptophyta; Magnoliopsida; Fagales; Betulaceae. The record is from RefSeq and is a predicted model, not a curated record.